Molecule: messenger RNA, 1557 nt
Organism: Fusarium venenatum
Lineage: Eukaryota; Fungi; Ascomycota; Sordariomycetes; Hypocreales; Nectriaceae
Molecular function (GO): protein binding
Source: RefSeq, a predicted model, not a curated record
AUGGCGGAUCCGCGGAGGUCUCCCGAUAAGUCGCUUCUCAAGACCAGAGGUGCUCAACCACAGCAGAUAUCGCCAGCUCCGGCAGCCCCAAUGCGAGGGCAGAGCUUUGUCGACGACGAUUCGGACGACGAUGACGAGUCAAGCGAUCAGAUGCCCUUGCCCAGGAGUCAUACACCAGGUCAUCUCGCCAGCAAAAGCAUACAAGCGAAUCGCCGAAAACCUUCGGAUCUUUCCAUCCGACAACGCUCCCAAUCCGCAUCACAAACCGCAUCCCAAUCCGCAUCCCAACCUCCGUCACAGCCCGCCUCGCAGGGAGCCUCCACGACCUCAAAAACAGCGACCUACAAACCACCGUCUGGUUUCUCAAACAUCGCCGGGGAUGCGUCAAGCGAAGGAGAUAGACGUACUCGGCGGCCUACCGCUUCACGGUCAACAUCCGCCAUAACCAGUCGAACAACUGCACAAGCAGCCGCACGAUACGGGCCACAUAGAUCCCGCAUAUUCCAUGAGGAAUACACGCCGUACCCCCUACUUCCAGAUCCAAAAACAUCUCCCAAAGUCGACGUGGCUCCAGCAUCGGGUAUGUACUGGUCAAGGGCACCCGUGUCGGGCGCUUCUCACACCUCCUUGCGAGCACAUACAACAACCAUCAUUGGUUCAAACGUAUAUGUCUUUGGUGGCUGCGAUUCAAGAACAUGCUUUAACGAUCUUUAUGUGCUGGAUGCGGAUUCCUUCCAUUGGACUAUACCUUAUGUCGUUGGUGAUAUACCCGUUCCUUUGAGGGCCAUGACGUGUACUGCUGUAGGCAAGAAGCUCAUCGUGUUUGGCGGAGGUGACGGUCCGGAGUACUACAACGAUGUUUAUGUUUUGGAUACAACAAACUUUCGGUGGACAAAGCCGAAGAUUAUAGGAGACAAGAUGCCCUCAAAGCGAAGAGCGCACACUGCUUGUCUUUAUAAGAACGGUCUUUACGUUUUUGGUGGCGGUGAUGGUGUCCGGGCCUUGAACGAUAUAUGGCGGUUAGAUGUUGCCGAUGUCAACAAAAUGUCAUGGCGACUGGUUUCAAGUUCCGAUAAGGCGAGUCCUGGGACCAAAGACUACCGUCCCAAAGCAAGAGGUUAUCACACGGCCAAUAUGGUGGGCAGCAAACUUAUCAUUUUUGGUGGUUCUGAUGGCGGUGAAUGUUUUGACGACGUAUGGGUAUACGAUGUUGACGCGCAAGUGUGGAAAGCAGUGGCCAUACCUGUUGCUUUUCGUCGCCUGUCACAUACGGCCACAAUAGUUGGCUCAUAUCUCUUCGUUAUCGGUGGACACGAUGGGAGCGAGUAUUCCAACGAUGUCUUACUCCUGAACUUGGUUACGAUGACAUGGGACAGACGCAAGGUAUAUGGAAAAGCACCUUCGGGUCGUGGCUAUCAUGGGACGGUGCUGUAUGAUAGCCGGCUCAUUAUUAUUGGAGGGUUCGAUGGAAGCGAGGUGUUUGGCGACGUUAUGCUGCUAGAGCUGGCUGUCCAUGCGUACUACUCGCAGAUCAGUCAUUUUACCAUCGAGGUGUAA